Molecule: messenger RNA, 5287 nt
Organism: Bufo gargarizans (Asiatic toad)
Lineage: Eukaryota; Metazoa; Chordata; Amphibia; Anura; Bufonidae
Gene: EXOC1
Product: exocyst complex component 1
Exons: 22
Coding region: 143-2923 (926 amino acids)
Biological process (GO): exocytosis; Golgi to plasma membrane transport
Cellular component (GO): plasma membrane; exocyst
Molecular function (GO): phosphatidylinositol-4,5-bisphosphate binding
Source: RefSeq, a predicted model, not a curated record
CUUUCUGGGAGGUGUAGUCCAGUGACGGUGUCCUCCCUUCCCCGGCCCUGGUGACUGGGAGCGGCAGGAAAGCAGUGAAGAGAGCGCGGUGGACGCUGGUGCUCUCCGGGUGUGACGUAGAUGUGAAUUCCACUCCAGGAAGAUGACCGCCAUAAAGCACGCCCUGCAGAGGGACAUAUUUACUCCCAAUGAUGAGCGUCUUCUGAGUAUUGUUAAUGUCUGCAAGGCUGGGAAGAAGAAGAAAAACUGCUUCCUCUGUGCCACUGUGACGACAGAAAGGCCUGCCCACGUCAGAGUGGUGAAGGUGAAGAAAUCUGAUAAGGGGGACUUCUACAAAACACAGACCUCAUGGUUACUCAAGGACCUGUCUACAGUGGACGCCAAAGAUGCCCUUAAAGAAAGUCCAGAUUUUGAUCUCCAUUUUGACAAAAUCUACAAGUGGGUUGCCAGCAGCCCUGCUGAAAAGAACGCCUUUAUUUCCUGCCUCUGGAAGCUGAACCAGCGAUAUUUGAGGAAAAAAAUCGACUUUGCAAAUGUCAGCUCCCAGCUUUUGGAAGAACUGCCUAAAGUUGCUGAAGAAUCUGUUCCCAGUGGAGAGAAUCAGAGCGUGGCUGGGGGAGAAGAGGAGGCAGCCGAGUACCAGGAGCUGAAUACACGCGAGAAGCAGGACAUUGAAUUCAUGAUGGAGGGCUGUGAAUAUGCCAUUUCCAAUGCAGAAGCCUUUGCAGAAAAGUUAUCCAGGGAGCUUCAGGUUCUGGAUGGGGCAAAUAUCCAGUCAAUUAUGGCCUCGGAGAAACAAGUGAACAUCCUGAUGAAGCUGCUGGAUGAGGCUCUGAAGGAGGUGGACCAGAUUGAAGGGAAGUUGAGCAGCUAUGAGGAGAUGCUUCAGAGUGUGAAGGAGCAGAUGGAUCAUAUUUCUGAAAGCAACCACCUCAUUGAACUCAGCAAAGCCAAUAGUGAGACCCUGCUGGGGGAAAUUGAGUUUCUUGUUAACCAUAUGGACUUAUCUAAGGGUCACAUCAAAGCACUUCAGGAGGCCGAUCUUUCUUCAUCUCGUGGGAUUGAGGCCUGCACAAAUGCAGCAGAGGCCCUCCUACAGUGUAUGAACGUCACUCUCCAACCAGGACACUCCAUGCUCCAGGCUGUGAAGCAACAGCAGCAGAUGUUCAGAGACCUCCGGGAGCAGUUCGCUCGUAGACUAGCCAGUCACUUGAACAAUGUGUUCGUCCAGCAGUUCACUCAGAUGUUUCCUCACUUGUAUAGCAGGUCCUACUAUCUCUCUAUGGCAGGCCACGAUCAGACCUCCACAUUAUCCGUAGAGCUGACACUACCCAACCACCAUCCUUUUCACCGUGACCUUCUGCGAUAUGCCAAGUUAAUGGAGUGGCUGAAGACCACUGAGUAUACCAGAUACGAGGGACUUACUAAGAACUACAUUGAUUAUAUUGUCCGCUUAUAUGACCGGGAGAUCAGAGACUUUUUUGAGGUGGCUAAAAACAAGAUGACCAGUAUUACUAAGGAAGGAAAGAAGUUCGAUAAUGUUGGUUCCACAAGAAUAAUCAAUAAGCACGCUACGCUCCCUCGAAAAGAGAGUGCCGUGAAACAGGAGACAGAAAGUCUUCAUGGCAGCUCGGGGAAGCUGACAGGAUCCACAUCCAGUCUGAAUAAACUGUCGGUGCAGAGUUCAGGAAGCCGCAGGUCUCAGUCUUCUUCAUUGUUAGAUAUGGGCAACAUGUCUGCCUCUGACUUGGAUGUAGCUGACCGCACCAAAUUUGACAAGAUCUUUGAACAGGUCUUAAGUGAACUGGAGCCGCUGUGUCUCGCAGAACAAGACUUCAUCAGUAAAUUCUUUAAUCUAUCCCAACAUCAGAGCAUGCCUCGGACACCCAUGGUUGAAGGAGAUGAUGCAGAUGGUGGAGGAUUUUCUCGGUCACAGAACACAGUGAUAACAACAUCCUCAGAGAAGGAAAUGAUCCGACAGAUGAUGACUCACAUCUUUCGCUGCAUAGAACCAGAACUCAACAACCUUAUUGCCUUGGGAGACAAGAUUGACAGCUUUAACUCUCUGUAUAUGCUGGUGAAGAUGAGCCACCAUGUGUGGACUGCAGAGAACGUGGACUCUGCUUCCUUCCUCAGUACUACUCUUGGCAAUGUCCUGGUUACAGUGAAGAGGAAUUUUGAUAAGUGCAUAACUAACCAGAUCAAGCAGAUGGAGGAUGUCAAAAUCUCAAAGAAGAGCAAAGUCGGCAUUCUUCCCUUUGUAUCAGGGUUUGAAGAGUUUGCUGAGCUGGCAGAGUCCAUCUUUCGAUCGGCUGAAAGACGUGGAGACUUGGAUAAAGCUUAUACCAAACUGAUCAGAGCGGUUUUCCUAAAUGUUGAAAAAGUUGCAAAUGAAAGCCAGAAGACUCCUCGAGAUGUCGUCAUGAUGGAAAACUUCCACCACAUUUUUGCUACUCUUUCUCGAUUAAAGAUCUCCUGUCUGGAAGCAGAAAAGAGAGAGGCCAAGCAGAAGUACAACGACCAUCUGCAGUCAUACGUCAUCUACUCACUGGGACAUCCUCUGGAGAAACUAAAUAUUUUCUUUGAAGGUGUCAAAGCACGUGUCGCCCAAGGAAUUGGCUACGAUGAAGUAAGCUACCAAUUGGCAUUCAGCAAGCAAGAGCUGCGAAAAGUCAUAAAGGACUAUCCUGGUAAAGAAGUGAAGAAGGGACUAGACAACCUCUACAAAAAGGUGGACAAACAUCUGUGUGAGGAGGAGAACCUACUGCAGGUGGUAUGGCACACCAUGCAAGAUGAAUUUAUCCGCCAGUACAAGCACUUUGAAGGAUUGAUUGAGAAAUGUUACACCGGAGCUGGUAUCACCAUGGAAUUCACCAUUCAAGACAUCCUGGAGUAUUUCUCUAGCAUUGCACAAUCUCACUAGUAAAGCUAAAUGAAAUCCAAGUAAAAACAAAUUCACUGUGUUGUGCCUAGUGUAGGGGUAGAACAUGUACCAUGCACUCCGGCCCUGCACUAGGCGUAACACAGUGGAUCAGGUUUUUUUCUGGAGCAUUCCUUUAAAGGGGCUUUCUGGGAUGUAGAUAUUGAUGAUCUAUACUCAGGAUAGGUCAUCAGUAUACAACCGGUGGGGAUCCGACACCCAGUACCCCAGUUAAUCAGCUGGAAACUAUACAGUGGAUGGAGCUGUAAGCAGAGGUGAGCUGUAGUACCCGGCACAGCCACUACACUGUGGACAGAGCCUUCUACUUCUCUCGUCCACUGAGUAGUCUCCGGUAUUGGCGGGUGCCACUGACAGCUGAUUGGUAGGGAUGUGUUGGGUGUCAGAUCCCCACCAAUGCGAUAUUAAUGACCUAUCAGUAUAUAAGUUCUGGAAAAACCCUUUAAGGAAUAAAAAGCACUUUAAGUGUCAUAUACAUGAAAGGGAAGAGGAUGAAUGAACUUAGCUGGAAACGUCUACUCUUAGCCCAAACACUGCACGUCCAGAAACAGGACUCUGUAUCUAACUUUAUGGUAAUGUGUGACCGUGUCAACAAAGAACAUUCAGAGCACGUCUCCGAUAUGAUCUUACAGUAAAUAUUAACUCAUGGUGUCAUCUUCUGUCACCUUACCGUGCUGUCCUAUGAAGGGCAGCAUAUUACAUCUAUAGGUCAGUAGUACUAAUAGCCAAAAUGGCAGAAAAAAAUGUUGCCCACUAGGACUUGUGGACACAUCGGGGGGGGGACACUUACUAAGCUAAAUGUGGCAGAAUUCUUAGAAAAACUGGAGUACAUGUUUUUACCAUAUCUAUUAUCUGUUUCAGACACUUUCUGCGGCUUUUCCAUUUAGGGGAUAUGGCCUAUCUGGAAAGGGAAGGGGGUUCAUUUGAAAGGGGCAAAAUGGUACAAAAUGUUGAUGCAGAUUUUUGGGGUAAAGUAAGCCAAUAAGUGGUGUGAAGUUAGACAAAAAUCUAUCAUCAAAUUUAUCAUCUAGCAUUAGCCACUGUGAUAAACUUGACACAUCUUUAGGAUAAGUUCUCACGGCUGAUUAAUGUGUUGUGAAUGGGGACCUACGUAUGGUGCCGUCAGUGCUCCCACGUGGAUUUCCAGACCGCACCAAGAAUGGAUAUGUCCAUUCUUGGCAUGGUGUCCGCCUGCAUAUUUGCCUCAUCGAAUGGGUCUAAAGCCACAAGUGCAUCUACUGCAUUCAGAUUGCAAAACUGCCAUUGAUUCUUCCAUUGGUAAAAAUCCCCCAUGUGAACUUACCUAUGGCCUCUAGUCCCAUGGCCAAUGAGGCAAGUGAGUGGCUGUAACAGUCCCAGGUGAACAUUAUGUGUAACACCUUGACCGUAUAUAUGAUGACUCCGCUUAGGCUGGGUUCACAUCACAUUUCUGUCAUAUGUUUAACUUAUACAAAAAAAGGAUACGUUUAUGGCAUCUGUCUGAGGCAUCUAUUGAGUGGCAUCCGUCACCAUUGAGAUCCACUGUAAAGUCCAUUGCUGAUCCAUCAGAAGAAAGGAAAAAAAAAAAAAAAAAAAAGGAUCCGUUAUUUUGAGCAUCCGUUAUGCUCAUUUUGCAUCAGUUUUAGCCAUUUCUGUGUGAAGAUCCGUUAUAUUUGACAGAAGGAAAAGUCCUCCACAAGGGACUCUUUUUCCUGUCUAAAAUACCAGAUCUCGGACGGAAUUGGCUAAAAUGGAUGCAAAAUGAACAUGACGUAUGCUCAGAUCCGUAUUUUUAUUUUUUUCUCUUCUGACAACUCAUAAGAAUGAAGACGAAACGGUGAUGGGAAACUACAUAGAGUCCAGAAAAAAAAAAUACGUAUAUGGUGAUGGAUCCCACUGUAUGGCAUCUGUCUGAGGCAUCCGACAGACACGUGAUAUGAACCCAGCCUCGUUCACACCUCAGUGAUUGCCAUCAGCGAUUGUGAGCCCAAACCAGGAUUGGAGCCUCCACAGACACAUGGUAUAAGGGAAAGAUCUGCUCCUGUUCUGUGAUUAGAGCCGCACCUGGUUUUGGCUCCCAAUCACUGAUGGAAAUCACUGACCAAACACUGAUGUGUGACUGAGGCAUAACUUUUACUGGUUUUCAGCAAUACACUCCUGAUUUACAUCUGUAGAUCUUUCUGAAACAGAAUUUAAAGUUUCCUCUUGUAAAUUGAACUACACUGCCAAGGACCUUUCACUGAGUGUAUAAGGAAGGAGCUUUGGAUAUUAUUCUUUUUAUUGAUGUAAAUGUUCUCAAACACUGGUUAAUGUCGUCGCUGUUUUCUUUAUUUUCUUUUGGCCAAAAUUAAAUUAUUUGGUUUAAGUGUC